AGCGUCAACGGAACCAUUCUCCCGGCGCCAGUGUUCUGCCCCAGGUCCAAGAAUUUCCUCCCACUCUUGUCCACUCCUCCGAUUUGCUCUCCUGAUCCUUCCGGUGUCAAACGGUCAUUGUCUUUCCACUUCGCUAAUUAAGACCAUUCCCAAACCGCUUGGCUUGGUCCUCCCCUUUAUCCACCUGGCCCUUUCAUAAGUUCAUACCACGUCCGGCACUGCAAUCAUCACGUCUCUUGUCUCCAGUUCUCGAUUGAUCCGGCCAAUCCUUUACCAACAACUAUUUACAUCUGUAUUGUAUCAAUUACCUAUCGAUCCAAUGGUGCACGCCGUUCCUUCACCACCGCCGAGGCCCACGGCGGUGUCAAAGACCUCUCAUAAUCCCAAUGGCGACCACCAUGGCAUUCCCGUGUCGUCCACCUCGCACCCGGAUAACCCGGUGCCAGAAGAACCUCGCGGCGUGAGGUCAUUGUCGAUCACCGAUCUGAACUUCAAUGUCUCUCUAUCGGAGACCGACAUCACUCCCAGCUCAGAGACUCCAUCGACUCUCCCUACUGAGCCUCAGUCUGACGCUGAAGAGGUAGCCCAGAAAAAGUCCGAGGAAAAUGGCACUGGACAUCGACGACGAGCCUCUACCGUGCUCAUUUCCCAGAACUCUGCUGAUAUGAGACGGGUUCUGCAAAAUGUCGGUGCCCCAGGAACGCAGAAGAUCCAACCUCUGUGUUGUGGCGGAGGAUGCUGCCGUAGUCAGCCUCUGAUCAGAAGUGACGGACCAGUCUCCGGAAUUCUUAUUACUCCGCCUCAGAAUAAGGCUUACGAUGCCCUCAAACUGAACGUCGAUCUCCUUACCGUGGACAGUGAGCUCACCGACGUUGUGGACCUUCCAGCAAAGACGGUGUCUUUUGCCGCUAUCCCUACAUCGGCGGUCGAGAUGAAACUGGGACCUGAGGAUCACCCACCCCCGUUUGUCCAGCCUCAUCCCCCAUACAAUGUGUAUCGUGCUCCGCUUUACCAUGCACGAGAGCUCACCGGAUCGGGCGCUGAAAAGCGGACCUACCACUUCGACAUCGACGUGACCGACUACCCCGCAGAAAGUGGCAACGUCGACUUCGUCGUUGGUGGCGCAAUCGGUGUGUGUCCCAUGAACAAACAGGAAGAGGUCGACGAUAUCUUCAACUGCCUUGGAGUUCCCAAGUCGAUCCGUGAUAAGAAGAUCAUAGUGCGCACUACCACGGGCCGGUGGCCCACGAUCUGGGGCGACGAGCAAGCUCGAGAAUUGAUCACUACUCGGAGGGAGCUCCUGAACUGGUGCUCGGACAUUCAGAGUUACGCACCCUCGAAGGACCUGUUCCGCCUGCUGGCCGAGUACGCCAGCGAGCCAAACGAGAAGAAGAUCCUCAUGUUCCUCGCCUCAGCUCAGGGGCAGGGUGCCUUCUGCGAUCUUCGCACCGCCUCACAUGUGUCAGUGUCCCAACUGCUGCACGCAUUCCCCUCCUCUCACCCACCUUUGGACCACCUUCUUUCCGUUCUUAACACUUUGAUGCCCCGUUUCUACUCUCUGUCGCAAGACCCUCUCCUCUCCUGCGGCCAAAAGGGCGGCCAAUCCCGCCGUCUUGUCGAAGUUGCCGUUACGGUGGCAGAGUCCAAGGACUGGAAGGGCGGAUUGCGAACUGGUGUAGGAUCUGGAUACCUUGAACGGCUGGCACGGCAAGUGAUGGAGGCGGAGCGACAGGGCAUCGACCCUCAAACUCUCAACCUCCAUGUCCCCAUGUUCCGGGGGCUGAUGGCCAACCCAUUGGCCAAGCGGUUUGCCUCGGACGGCCCGAUGCUCCUCAUUGGUGCCGGCGUGGGUAUUGCCCCCUUCCGUGGUUUCGUUCAGCGCCGUUUGCAGUCGGCCAACUGCGCCAACAAGGUGUGGGUGCUGCAAGGUGUGCGCGAUUCCCUCCUGGACGAGCUCUACCGAGGCGAGUGGGGCGUCGAUGAGGAGAAGGUGCGAACUGUGGUCCAGAGCCGCCGUGGCGAGAGCAGAUACGUUCAGGAAGAGGUCCGUCAUCAAGCUGACUUGGUGUGGUACGUUAUCAAUGCCCUGGACGGACGUGUCUUCGUCUGUGGUAGCGGAAAGGGUAUGGGUGAGGGCGUUGAGGCUGCUCUUGUCGAUGUAGCUAUGGCCAAGGGCAACUUGAAUGAGGAGGAAGCGAAGUUGUUCUGGGACAACAAGAAGGAAGCUGGUCAGUACAUUGCUGAAACUUGGUGAUGGCAUAUAUAUCUUUCUCAAGAGCUGAGUUGAACUCGGCUGUCAUACAUUUGGGUCUUCGUACUAUGUUGUAACUCACGCGAUGGAUAUUGUUCGGAUUUACUGGGUUAAGUACAUCGUUUGCUUUUGUUUGCUUGUAAUUAGCGGGGUGGUUUUCUGUUUCUUCCCUGGUUGAGCCAGGUUUUUUAUUUCCGUCAAAACUAUGGUUUGCAUCAUAGAUUAGCUUGGUAGCAAUACCAAAUCGACAUUCCUACAUUCCUGAAUUAUACUGUACUAUAUAUAUAUAUAUAUAUAUAUUCACUAUACCUACUAGUAUGAACCCUGAAAUCGAUUCUAAUGAUCUAUGCUCUCCAUAAGCGAGGAAAGACCUUACCUAGUAGCUAUCAUUGAGGAAAACUGCGUGCCAUAUACAAAUCCCAGUAUCAUACAAGCCCUAGUUCUCCUUUAAAGUGACGAUCAACAACAACCUCGAUUAACAAACAACCGUGUUCCAAACUAUAAAUUUAUUGUUUGACUAAAUCAUACAGAGG
Messenger RNA from Aspergillus alliaceus, 2784 nucleotides. RefSeq names its product FAD binding domain protein. The transcript is spliced from 3 exons. Lineage: Eukaryota; Fungi; Ascomycota; Eurotiomycetes; Eurotiales; Aspergillaceae. The record is from RefSeq and is a predicted model, not a curated record. Gene Ontology annotation, biological process: homocysteine metabolic process. Bases 320 to 2254 code for a protein of 644 amino acids. Gene Ontology annotation, molecular function: flavin adenine dinucleotide binding; FMN binding; [methionine synthase] reductase (NADPH) activity. Gene Ontology annotation, cellular component: cytosol.